Leptopilina boulardi is the source of this 1330-nucleotide messenger RNA. It is a transcript of the gene MED28, whose product is annotated as mediator of RNA polymerase II transcription subunit 28-like. Bases 249 to 1022 code for a protein of 257 amino acids. The transcript has 4 exons. Gene Ontology annotation, cellular component: mediator complex. NCBI's taxonomy places the organism in Eukaryota, Metazoa, Arthropoda, Insecta, Hymenoptera, Figitidae. The record is from RefSeq and is a predicted model, not a curated record.
AGUUUAGGAUUUCAAAAUGGCGAUUCACGCCAAAUUAUUGACGGGUCCAUUUAAAACAAUUGAAAAUAUGUAAUAUUUUUAAUUAAAUCUUGAAAAAAAGAGUGUCAAAUGAGUGCGUGGCCAAGUUUAAUUUACCAAAGACUAUAUUAGAAAUUAUUAUUUUUAUAAAAUAUAUAGAUUUAUAUUUAUAGUGAUUUUCAUUUAGUGUAACGAAUAUUUAUGUAUGCACAAACGCACUUACGAAUAGAAUGGCUACAUCUGCGAAUGGGAACGGCAAUUUGGUCGAUGAAUUCGAAGAAGCGUUUCAGCAAUGUUUACACAUGUUAACAAAAGAUGAAGGGCUUGGAAACAACUGCGCUUGUAGUUUGUCGAUGGAUAAAGAUGAAGCUAAAGGAGAAGUGGAACAAGUUACCUUAAGAUUCAUAGAUUUGGCUCGGCAGGUGGAAGCUUUCUUUUUACAAAGAAGAUUUCUUUUAUCUGCCCUUAAACCUGAGCUUAUUAUUAAAGAAGAUAUCGCUGAUCUUCGAAUGGAACUUGUGAGAAAAGAAGAAUUAAUAAAGAGACACUAUGAUAAAAUUGCAGUUUGGCAAAAUCUCCUUGCCGAUUUACAAGGCUGGGCAAAAUCUCCAGUUCAAGGUCCAGCACCAAAUGGUCUCGCCAAUGGGACGUCUAGUGUUCAAGGUCAACAGGGAGGAAAUGGCAGUGGAGCACCAACAAUGCAACAACAACAAUUACUUCAACAUCAACAACAGUUGCAACAACAGCAAUUACAGCAACUUCAGCAGCAUCAAAUGCAGCAACAACAACUUCAUCAACAGGUACAACAAGGACCCGGAGCACCACCUCCACCAGGUAUGCAAGGAGUUGGCGUUCCCGUUGGUCAACAGGGGAUGUUUAUGAGCCAGGGUGGCCGAGCUGCUGGUUUUCCAGUUGGAGGUGUUGGAAGCGGUUCUUUGCCAAGUCAUUUAGCAUUCCUUGAGAAAACGACGAGCAAUAUAGGGAUGCCGGAAAGGCGGAGUUGACGCGGAAGGGGGAGGGGGCGAGGCCGAGGUCGUGGAAGAGGUCGGGGGAGAGGUAGAGGCGCCGGUGGAAAUCUGCCGCCUCCACCACCCCUUCUUGACCCUUCCGAUCCUUCAUCUUAUGUCGCUGCUGCGACCUCCGUUGCAGCGCCCCUUCCCUCACAGCAGCAACAACCACCACCUUGCUCUUAAUCUUUUUUUUUUCCAUCGUAGAAGACUCCCUUAUCCUUCUCACUGUCUUCCUCCUAAAAAAAAAACAAACAAACAAAUUACUCUAUUUCUUUUUUUUCCCACACACACACACACACACA